Messenger RNA from Camelina sativa (false flax), 1525 nucleotides. RefSeq lists its product as uncharacterized. NCBI's taxonomy places the organism in Eukaryota, Viridiplantae, Streptophyta, Magnoliopsida, Brassicales, Brassicaceae. The record is from RefSeq and is a predicted model, not a curated record.
UAAAAUCCGGGUUUCAAAAUCGGGUCUUUCCCCCAAUCGAAAAAAAGCACGAAUUUUUAACCCUAGCCGCGUCCUAAAAUUCCCCCAAAUUUUUUUUUUUUUUCCUUACAAAAUUUUCUUCGAUUUCUUUUUUCAGAUCCCUUCCUUAAUCCAGAUCGAUCUUCAAAUCAAUUUCUCAAAAAUAUGGGUUUCAAGCGCACUUUUGAUGCUGAGGAUGUCCAAGAGCUCAACGUUAAGCAUGCAAGACAGAUUAGUUAUUGCAAUAAGCUGACCAAGCUAGAUGAAGGAGUUCCAUCUCAGUCUACCCUUUCUCAUGAAUCUCCUGAGUCAGAUAUACCUUGGAGACCAGUUUGCUCGGAAGAUGUUUAUUGUUCUCCGAUGUCUCCUAGAAAACAAGUUCCUGUCGGGCCGGAUUACCAGGCGGUUAUUCCUGAAUGUGUCAAGGAAGAGGCAAGUCAUCAGUCAGGUCAGGCUGUGACGGGGAAGUGCGUAAUUCCAAUGCCUGACUGUGAAACCGAGAUUUGCAAAAUUGGUAAAGGAAGAAAGGAAUGCAUUUGCCUGGAUAAAGGUUCCACCAGAUGUGUGCAGCAGCAUAUCAUGGAAAACAGGGAAGACUUGUUUGAAACUAUUGGAUACGACAGAUGCCUGGAUUUAGGUCUUUGUGAAAUGGGGGAGGAAGUAGCCGGCAAACUAACUGAAGAUGAGGAAGAUCUAUUUCACGAGGUUGUUUACUCCAACCCGGUGUCACUGGACAGGGAUUUCUGGAAACACCUUAAGUCUGCGUUUCCUUCGAGAACCAUGAAGGAAAUUGUGAGUUAUUAUUUCAAUGUCUUUAUCCUGCGAAGACGAGCUAUCCAGAAUCGUUCCAAAAGCCUGGAUGCUGAUAGUGAUGAUGACGAGUGGGAAGUAGAGUAUGACAACACCUUUUAUGGUGCUGAAACUCCAUCAGAUGAUAAAGCCGAAAAAAGCCUCUCAAGAGACGAAGAAGAAGAAGAGGAAGAGGUUAAUGUUAAUGCAGAUUCGAACAUGUCCUUUGAAUACCAGUCCAAUGUAAUCUACUCUCGAUGUCCAGUUAGAAACAGAGAAGAAUCCAACAUUGGGAAUUACUGGCGCCACUGCAAUGAUCUUGUGGAUAAUUCAUAUUCAUUUGAUCCUUGUGAUUCGAUACUACCAGAUCAUUGCUGGACUAAGAACAUUGAUCUGCUUCCAACUUCAAACAUCAUUGAUGAGAUCUUUGGUCAAGACCCGUGGGAUGAUUUUUCGAGAGGGAAGUAAAUGAAGAACGAUCUCAGUUCUCCAUUAUUACUCUGCUCUUAAGUUCUGAAUCUUGUUUAUGUAAAUGCAUUAUUUAAAAAAAAAACUCAAGUUGGAAGUUUCAGGGAGUCUUGUAUAGUUUAUGGCCCUUGAAGCUCUGUGUUUUUGAUGCUUUAGGUUAUUUUAUUACCUUUGUUAAUCAGAAUUAGAUUUUGUUGUAAGAAGAAGAAAAAAUCUUCAAACUGUUUAAUGAACUAACUUUUUGUUCAUA